Messenger RNA from Schistocerca piceifrons (Central American locust), 3440 nucleotides. RefSeq names its product tumor protein D54. Gene Ontology annotation, cellular component: cytoplasm. NCBI's taxonomy places the organism in Eukaryota, Metazoa, Arthropoda, Insecta, Orthoptera, Acrididae. The coding region runs from base 1153 to 2076 and encodes 307 amino acids. The record is from RefSeq and is a predicted model, not a curated record. The transcript has 7 exons.
UUUACCUGCGAAUAGUGCGCGUGUGGUCUGUGCCGUUGUGUACCGUUACACGUGGCAUUCAGUGCGGAGUCCAAUCUGACAGGCGCUUUGCACUAGGUGUCAACGCCGUAUAGUAAACGAUUUUCCUUUUAAAGUGUUUUACAGAGCACUUGCGUGUGGAAUUGUUGAAAUUCACUAUGCACCAGUGAUGAUACAUUUCGUAUGGAGGGAUAGCUCGGCCUCUGGAAAUUAGUCUGUUAUCGCUUUACAUAGUUGCGAGUAUAUCACUUGCAGUGAAGCUACUUGAGUGUUUUGUCACGACAGGGGCACAAAUACGGAACAUAGAGCAAAAAAUAUUGCGUCCCAGUUCGGUGGUCUUGCUGUAAAGAUGCCGUUGACAGUAAAUAGAUCAGGAAUAUCAGCUCACUGAAUGAUAUUUCCGCUUUCUAAAAUGUUUAGCAGGCAUUGUUUGAUCCAACAUUGACAAAUUUUAUUAACAAUUGUGCAGCUAUAGGCGUUGAACUUUAAUUGGUUCAGUCAGAACUCUGCUUCUCCCCCAGUUUUCAGUCGGAGCUUAAGCCAAGAUUCCGUGAUUUAUUAUUCUUGAGGUCCAUUUUUCUAAGCCAGUGAAGCAUGUAUGUUAAAAAAAAGUUACAUUCUUUUUUAACUGCUCAUCUUGACUCAAGCGUAACUAAUUCCCAUAUAGUGUAAUAUGAGAAACUAUAAUGGAUUAGCUUAAUGCUUGUGCCACAAACUAGUAAUGUGUGCCCAUUUUCAUUUCCUUAGAUUUAAAACGUCACACACAUUUCCAAAGGAACUUAGUUUAUUUGCAGAAAUACAAAAUCAAAAAAGUUGACACACAGUUCGUUUGGCUGUAAUUGCCAGUAAGUAUAUUUGUAAAUAAAACAUUACAGAUCACAUAGUAAAUGCAGUUGCAUCUGCAUUUAAAGUGUAUACUGAAAUGUUUGUACCUCUCAUAUAAUCUUCCAGAGAGAGAAUUUACAGUCAGAUCUGUAUGUCUUUUAAAAACUGUUGAAGCAUUAUCAGUGCACAUGCAUGAUAGUUUGCAUAAAAGACCCAUACGAGGUUAUAGACUGAGAACCACUGAUUAAAUUGAUAGCAUCCGAAUGAAUAUUAUUUAAACACAUUAUAAUGUUUUAAACUACCAAAGAUAUGGAUGAUGAGCCUCAGUCCCUCGAAUAUGAAGAAGAUUGCUACUAUGCAUACAUAUCAGGAUCGGGAACACCAAGUUUUGAUCAUAAUUGGCCAGAUGAUGUAGAUUCAAGUACUUUCUGUAUUGUUGAUGAACAUGAUGAAUCAUCCCUGGAAACAGAGUCAUGUAGUGUGGAAACGGAGUUUCAGAAAAAGCCACAUAAUGUAAAAGUAACAUUUCAAGAUAUUUCAAAGCCCUAUCUUGCUCGUGUCAGCAGCCCCAAAAACUACAGGCGUUUUCUGCAACUUGUGAAAGCUGAGGAGGCCCCUACUGACGUCUCACCCGAUUCUGGUAUCAAUGAACUUCAGGGUUUGAGUCCUGAGGAACAAGAGAGACAGAAACAGGAAUGGCAGCAGGAGCUUGUAAAGGUUGAAGAGGAAAUUCAGACUCUCCGCCAUGUCUUGGCAUCAAAAAUAAAACAUUCUCAAGAACUUAAACGUAAACUUGGGAUAAGUGUGUGGAAGGAAUUUCAAGAUGAUAUGUCACAGAGCAUUCGAAAUGUGAAGGAAUCAAAUAUUUAUCAGAAUGUUGAAGACAAACUAGGGAAGUUCAGCAGGGCUGUUACAGAAGCACCAUUGUAUCAGAAGACUGAAUCUGUGAUUAAAACUACAGCUGAAAAAACUACUACUCUUCUAGGUGGUUUAGGCUCCAGUGUAACAACAAAAAUUGGGCAGCUGAAAAAUUCAGAUUCUUUUCGCUCUUUAGAAGAGAAGGUUGGGUCAGCAUAUGAGAAUGUGAAGACAAAAGUGGUGACUUCACGCUCCAACUCAACUCAGAGUUUUGAUGAGGCUCUGAGAGAGGCAGAGGCAAACCGAAGACCCAGUAACAGUGCUUCGACACCUGCUACAACACCAACCAUACCAGAAGAGAAGCCACUCUCCUAGAGGAAUAACUUGUUUGGCUACAAAAACUGGGUUUAGUUAGGCGUCUUACCUCUUGAUGUGGAAUGGUUAAUUCAGUUCAGCUUAAAAUGCAAUGGGUAUAUUGUGGAUUGGUACAGCUUUACUGCAGACUGAACUUAUGGUUACUUAUUAAUUAUUACAUUAAAUGUAGCUAUACAUAUUUUUAUAAUACAAUAUUUAAUGGUAUCUUUUGCCUAUAACAUUUCAUAAUAAACUGUUUGACUAAACUGUCCACUCCAGGUGUUACGAGAACUUCAGAGGCAUGCUUAUUGAAAUAAGAUGUCGUUUACAAUUUGUAUUCAGCAAUCACUUUAAAGUUUUUUCAUGAAAAGAAAGGAUCAACUCUCCAACUUGGGAAAAUAACCAUAUUGCUAACUCUAUUGUAUAGAAUGUUUAGGAGGCAUGCUAAUUAAUUAUUGGAAGUGACUUUCAUGUGUUGUCACAGCACUAGAGUUCAGCAUUAUUUAACUUGAAAGCUUUUUGUGAGAAAACGAUGGCUUGGCUGUGUUGUAACGACAGCUUAGGUUUCUGUUACACUGCUUUGCAUGUAAACUACUGAAUAUGUAAUUAAUGGAAGCUUUCAUAUUCAAGGCUGUGCCUGUAACUGAAAAUUUAAAAUUUUGAACAGUCAGUUCUCUGCGUAACAGUGUCAUUCAGAUAAUUCUUAUUCUGCAAGAUUUACUACAUAAUACAACACACUUAAAAUGAGAAACAUCUGUUGUUCAUCAUUAAUAGCUGAAAUGUGUGCAGUAAGGAAGACUACUAGACAGAUUGAUAUUUCAGGUAUUAUCUUCACAUAUAUAGUAGUGCAACAACAAAUUUUUUUCCACUCAUUUGUGCUACUUCCUGCCUUCUGGUGUUGGUCAUCUCUCACCCACAUUUAUGAUGCUGUCACUUUCUCUCUGAUAACCAUCUAUUUAAGUUGUUAAAACUUAAAUUGUUUUCCAUACUGAUUCAUCUGUAGCCAUCUGGGAAAUAAUUCACUAUAAUGUUGAUUUUAUUUUAAGUGAUAUAGGGGCUUGUUCUAUGGCAGCAACUAUUGUGAUCUGUUCUGGACAAAGGAACCAUAUUGUUUUUGCAUUAAAUUGCAAUUACUCAUCUCCAUCCACCUUGGCCUUGCUGUAAUAUUUUCAAAAAAUCUCAUACUAAAUUACUGUCAAAUUUUUGAAAAGAAAUGUUUUCUAUUUGAUAGUAUUGAUGUAUAUUUUAAGAAAAUAAUCAGUGUAACUAGAUAUUAAAAAGUUUAUUGCACAUUUUGAUUGUUAAAAUAUUCUAAUGUUUUGUCUGUCACAUUGAUUAUAAUAAAUAACUUUUUGUUACAUGAAAACUAAUAUUUUCCUUAUUAA